Molecule: messenger RNA, 1107 nt
Organism: Colletotrichum higginsianum IMI 349063
Lineage: Eukaryota; Fungi; Ascomycota; Sordariomycetes; Glomerellales; Glomerellaceae
Product: Integral membrane protein
Exons: 4
Coding region: 1-1107 (368 amino acids)
Source: RefSeq, a predicted model, not a curated record
AUGCCCACUACGGCCGCGGCGUUUCUCAUCGCCAACUCGGUGGUGGCCUUCCUCACGGCGGCGGUGGUUGGGCUGCGCGUCGUCUCUCGCGUGCUGGCAGGUUCCAAACUCGGGUGGGAUGACUACUUUACGCUGCUGGCGCUGCCGCAGGCAAUCGUCGUGCUGGUGAUACAGGGAAUAUGGUCGACAGCAGGGCUGGGCUACCAUUUGUCGGAGGUGUCGGACAACUGGCUCUACAUGGAUUCCCUCUUCCUCCCCUUCGAGACCCUCUUCGCGACGGCCAGCCUGACGACGAAGCUGAGCGUGCUCUUCUUCUACCUCCGCGUCUUCACGAGCCGGCCGAUGCGCGUGGCGACGAAGCUGACGCUCGUCGUAGUCUUGCUCUGGGGCAUCGCCAACAUCCUGGAGACGCUGCUCAUCUGCCACAUCAGGGACGGCGCGUGGCACGCGACGAGCCCGGACAUCUGUCGCGACCACGAGGCCGCGAUUCUCUCGACGGGGCUUUUCAACUGCGUCGUCAACAGCUUCAUCAUGCUGGUGCCCCUAUACACGAUCUGGAGCCUGCGCAAGGUUAGCGUCUCGACGCGGUUGGGGCUCAGCAGCGUCUUCCUGUUGAAUCUGAUCGCCAUCAUCGUGUCGAUCGUGCGGCUCUCCAUCAUGGUGAACGUCCGCACCCUCGACCAGGUCGUGGAGAACCUUGCCAUAACGACCUUCCUGACGGUCCUCGAGACGCACCUGACGAUCCUCUGCAACAGCCUGCCGAUGCUGCUCCCGCUCUGGGCCUUCUGGAAGCACCGCCGCUUCGAGACGGACGAGUACGUGUCGCGGCUCGGCGGCGACAGCGGCCAGUCGAGCCGGCGGCACAAGCGGCUGGUGGAGGACCUGACCAACGGGAUCCCGCUCGAGACCAUGUACGGCGAGAAGAUCGCGUCCUUCACGACGACGGUCGGGCGGGGCGAGUCACGGAGGAGGAGGAGGCGGCCGGGGACGGACGACGACGGCGGGGACGACGGGUCGGAUACGGGUUCGACGGCGGGGCUGCCGGGGAACGCGGAGGGCAUCAGGAUCGAGACGAAGUGGACGAUUUCGGAAGAGACGACGAAGUAA